UGGUCUGGUUGGAAUGAAGAAUCUGCGUCAGCAUUUGUUUGCCUGUUUUGUGACGAGACCACUGUAGCAGUAACAGAACUGCUAGAGCACAUGAAGGAGACACACAGUUUUGACUUGCAUGAACUCAGCACCAAGCUGCAGCUGAACUUUUAUCAGAAAGUGAAAAUCAUUAACUUCAUUCGUAAACAGGUCUACCUCAACAUCUGUUAUGGAUGUCAACAAACAUUUAAUGGUAAAGAAGAACUGCUAGCUCAUCUCAACGAGUUUCCAACUCACAGCCAAAAUCUUCCCGAUGCUGAAGUGUGGGACCAGGAAAUAUACUUUGUCCCGACAUACGAAGACGACGGACUUCUCUGCUGCCUGGAGGAUGAUGUUGAUGACGACACCGCUGAUGGUGCAGCAGGGGACAACACUCUGGUUGCAGCGGUCAUCACAGAGGACAUUCCAAUCCUUGAUACAAUUCUCCUCACAGACAAGAAACUCUGCCAGGACCUUCUGAAAACCUAA
This is a messenger RNA of Candidula unifasciata, 507 nucleotides long. The record is from the annotation of a GenBank genome assembly. Lineage: Eukaryota; Metazoa; Mollusca; Gastropoda; Stylommatophora; Geomitridae.